CCAGGAUAGGUCAAGAAAUGAGAAAGAUGUUUGAAAAAAAAGUAGAAAAGCAUCUUUAUUUUCCUUGAUGGGUUGCCCUACAGUUAAGCUCCCUUUAGAAAGAUAGCAAGAAUUUGUUGGUUCAGGUAGCCUGCUUAAGUGUUGUUGAUUAGAUGCUUUCUUUUUAAGUUCCUUAUCCUUUCACUUGAUUAUUGAAUUGAAAAAGUCAACUUGACAAGUUGGUUUAAUCAUGAACUCGGUGAUCCAAUGACUGAUUAAUGCCAGUAACUCAGCGAGUUCUUUCCUUUUCACUAUCAUUUUCAUUAACGAAAUCUCAUUACCUCUAGUUCUCCAAUGUCUCUGUCCCCAGAAUUGGCAUUAGCAAGUAGCCAUUUGGUCGUUGCAUUGUCUUGGUACCAUUUAUCGCAGAGGCUCUAUUAAAAUGCUACUACAACUGAUCCUUCUGUUCAUGGAAACGUCCAGGAUUGAUGUGCCUUCAUUAUGUGUCUUUGUACACUUGUUGCAUACAUUUUUCUGGGCAUAUUUGUCGCCAUCCAUUCUUUAUGUCUAUUUACUGUUUUAUCUAUAUUUUGUUAGUAGUCUAUUUUUCAUCAUGGAACACUUAUCCAAUUGUAAUUUUAUGAUAAGUAGUGGAUCAAUUUUGAAUUAAUUUUAAUUAAUUUUCUAUUUAAAUUUAAAAUUUAAUUGUCAUCCAACUUCACAUUGCCAUAAAGAAAUGGUAUCCAUGUAAGGCAAACCGAGGGGGCAUGUAAAUCACAACAUUGCCACCCAUUCUCGCGCCACAGUUAUACAUAGUUGUUUGGUCCGUCGUCCUUUUUUUGGGUUUCAUCGAGCUCUCUCCAUCUUGUCCAAAAAUAGUUAAUGGUUCUCCGACCAAGAGAUAUUUCGGGGCUCCAAAUAAUCCAAUUUAGGGUUUCCAACGGCUAAAUUAAUUUCAUUCACCAUUUUCACAAUCUUUUUCCAUGUAGAACUUGGUUCCCUCGGUUCUUUCCCUCCCAAAUCCGAUUCAUUGAGUUCUUAUAGCUAUGAAGAAGGGGAUUUGUGGUGCAUGCGCCGUAGAAGAAGGGUUGGUUUCUCUCGAAAAGGGGUAUUCCAGCGAGGGGGAAUUGGCCUACCCCACCGGAACCUGGGAAUUAUGGCGGCGUGGUUCCUUGCAAGGGGGAAGGUAGAGAGGUGAUGGUCGACAACGCGAUGCCGCAUCCGGAGGAGCUGUCGUUUCGUGGUGAUGGUGAGGAUCGUGAUGGAGAACAGAUGGAGGCGGAGGUGUGGAGGCGGAUUAGAGAGGCCGGGUUUCUCGAUGAGGCUGUGUUGCAGAGGAGGGAUAGGCGAGCACUCGUUCGAAGAGUACUUGAGCUUGAGAAAGAGGUUGAAAGGCCCCAUCUUUUCUUCUCCUUAUCAUCAAUGCUUUAUCAGUACCAGUAUCAUAUGGGGCUCCUUUUGAUAGAGAAGAAGGAAUCAGCUGCUAAAUACAAAAAGCUAUGGCAAGAAAUGUCUGAGGCAGUGCAAAUCCAAAAGCACAUGCAAGCGGCACAUAAUGUUGCUGUUUCUGAAUUUGAAAAGAAAGAGGAAGAUAUGAGGAGGGCCAUGCGCUUUCAGAGGCAGUCCAUUGUUAAUCUUGAGAAGGCUUUGAAUGAGAUGCAUGCUGAAGUUGCUGAGGCUAAAUUGGAAUCUCAGAAAAAGUUGUUCGAAUUGCAUGCUCUUGAGGCCACUGUCGAAGAGAAAUACUUGGAGGCUAAAGGAAAGCUACAUUCUUUGAAUGCCAGGCUAGCAGAAGUUAGUCGGAAAAGUUCCGAGAUAGAUAGAAGAUUACAGGAUGUGGAGGCUCGUGAGUGUAAAGUUCAUAAAGAAUCCUCAUUCUUUAUCAUUGAAAAAAACACUUUUGAGAAGGAUCUUGCACAACAAAGAAAGGGUUUGCAAGCUUGGGAACAGGAGCUGCAGGAUAGUCAGAAGAAGCUUGCCAGGUGGCAUAGCUUUCUAAAUGAGAGAGAGAUGGAGGCACAUGAGAGAUGCAACACUCUUAAGAAGAAAGAACAGGAACUUGAAGAGUCAUGGAAGACCUUGGAGGUUUUCAAUGAUUCAAUUAAAUUGAAAGAAGAGGAUAUGUUCAUGAGGCUUAGAGAUUUAGAUGCGAAAGAAAAGGAAGCUGUAAUAAAGCAGGAGUUGUUAGAGAAGAAAGAGAAAGAAUUACUUGCCAUCGAAGAUCCACUGAGCAAUAGAGAAAGUGUGGACAUCCAAAAAAUCAUUGAUGACGAUGAUUCCAUCUUAGAAUCUAAAAAAGAAGAGUUUGAGCUGGAAACUGAGAUGAAUAGAAGAGCUGUUGAUGAACAACUGAAAAGGAGAAUGGAUGUGGUGGCAAAUAAGGAAAUAAUACUUGAGAAUAGAAAUAAAAAUAUUUUCAAGAGAGAACAACUUUUGGAGAGAGAAAUGAGGAACCUGAAGAACAGAGAGACAAAAGAUGACAUGAUGUUGAAUGAUUUGAAAGAAUCAAUUGAAAAUGAAAACGAACUGAGACAGGAAAGGAGCAAACUUGAGAAGGAGCGGGAAUUGUUCGGUGAGAGAAGAUUGCCACUAGUAGAAGAUUUAGACCAGCUCUAUGAUGAAAGAGAAGGGUUUGGUCAAUGGAAACACACUGAAGAGGAGAGAUUGAGAAUGGAGAAUUUGGAAGUGCUUGGUCAUGUCCAAAUGGAUCUAGUAGAUUCUAGAUUGAAUGAAGAGGCUUUCAAGGAUAAAACAGCCUAUCAGAAUAAGGACGAUAUUGAACUGUUUAUUGGUGAAAAUGCUCAUAUUGCUCAUGAAGUUGAUGUCUACACUAUGGAGAGGAACCAAGAGAAGGUUAAGGAAACUCUGCAUGAAAAGGAGAAUGAUCCUAACAGGAGAAGCAACAUUGUACUAAACAAUUGCAACACUUGGAGCAGUCCAGAUGAGUCAAAGAUUCUAAAGUUGAAAGAGCCAGAAGAUCUGUUACAAGGUGAAAAAAAGUUCUUUCUUGGAAAGAAAAAUGAAGCUGGUCAAAUUACACCAAGAAUAAGCCAGGACAAUAAUGAUCAAGUAGAAGAACCUGCCACAAAAGGUGACUAUUUGCUUCCACCAGAUGAGCAGCUUAAGGCUUGCAGAAAUUGUGGAGUCGAGGAUGGAGGGGAGUCAAUAUUGUCUCGUGAGAAUGCUGAAGAAUCUGACCUGGAAGCACACACAUCGCGUAUGCAAAGAUGUUCAAGAUUAUUGAACUUUUCUCCUGAUAGAAUAACCACAGAACGUAGUGACAAGUCUGUUUGUCUUCAUGGAGAACCUUUAGGGCAUGAAGACAACCUUGAACCUGGGCCAUUGCCCGGAGAUGUUGAUGUUUUCCAGUGGGCUCAGUCUACUAGUGGAGUCCAGUACAGUGCAAUACCAGAAAGAUUAAACAAAGAUAGUGAUGCCACAAAAUCUUUCCUUGAAAUUGCAGAUAGUUCUGCAGAUAUUAUGAAGUUAUAUGAUAACCAAAAGUAUAUGGAAAAAAAGCCUCCUUUUCCCUUUGCUGAUGAACAAAAGGACAGGGAGGGAUGUUCUGUCUUUCCUGAAUUGGAUUCUGUGCCUCAGCCUUCGAGACAGAAACAGUGUGAUCCUGAUGUGAGGAGGUCUGUAUUUGCUGAAAAUUCAUGUUCUGUUAAUGCACUUAUUGAUGAUGCCAACCUUGGUGAGACUCCUCAAAGUAAACGCAAUGAAAAGUCCAUUUACAAAGAAAAAGGUCUUUUCGAAGAUGAUUCUCUUGAAGAAGGUUCUUUCAGUGAUGAUCAAGUAGAAUUAAGUGAUGAGGAGUGGUACCUUUCUGAUGAACAUGAAACGACGAGUAUCGAGCUGGAAGAAGAAUCUGCUGAAGCUCAUUCUGAGGAUGUAUCAUCACUAGGAUGUUGCAGUAAAAUGGAAAAUUCCCCCGAGACAGAUAUCCCAGGACUAAAGCGCUAUAAUUUUAGACUCACCACAAUUGCGCGUGCAGUUGCAUGUCGGACUAAACGAAAGAAGAGAGAAGAGCUUGAGGUGACGCUUGAAUGCAAGGUACUGAAGGUUUUUGAGCAUGAUGGUGAAGAAGCUCAAAGUCAUGCAUGUGAUAGCGAGAGCCUCUCUCAGAAGUGAAACAAAAUUUCUCUGCCAAAACCUGUCAAAGGUAAUGUAUGUGAAGAUAACUCAGUAUGGAGAAAGAAGAUUACUUUAAUGAAAUUUGCAGACUAGAGUCAGAAGGCCAAUGAGGACAAAGCCGAAUGCACAUCGUGAAGUUGUGAAGAAUGCAUCACCCAGAAGAUGAUGCUUCAUACAAGAAGACGAUAGUUAUCUACAUGCAAAGUGACCAGAAACCUAAAGCUUCCUCGGUUAUCCCGGAAUUAUCUAUGCUGUCUGAGAAAACCAACAUAUCUCUGUACCUUUUUCUUCAAGUUGAUUAUUCUUUUAUUUAAUUCCUUUACAUCUCAUCACUAUUGAGAUGUCCACUGUAUAGGUUUGUGCAGUUGUGCAAUUCUUGUUGUCUCUAUUUCAGCUUGCAAAGUGUAAGAUGAAUAAUACUACAGAUGGCCUUCUGAUUGCUCUAAAGUAAAAUAUGCAUUCUCUGUCUA
This is a messenger RNA of Musa acuminata AAA Group (dessert banana), 4583 nucleotides long. Its product is annotated as nuclear matrix constituent protein 1-like. The record is from RefSeq and is a predicted model, not a curated record. NCBI's taxonomy places the organism in Eukaryota, Viridiplantae, Streptophyta, Magnoliopsida, Zingiberales, Musaceae. The transcript is spliced from 8 exons. Bases 1177 to 4110 code for a protein of 977 amino acids. Gene Ontology annotation, cellular component: nucleus. Gene Ontology annotation, biological process: nucleus organization.